UUCCAGAUGCCUGAAGCACCAGAAGCAGAGACCUUUGCAUUCCAGGCUGAGAUUGCUCAGCUGAUGUCACUGAUCAUCAACACGUUCUACUCGAACAAGGAAAUCUUCCUGCGUGAGUUGAUCUCGAACUCGUCCGAUGCGCUGGACAAGAUUCGCUAUGAGUCGCUGACGGAUCCCUCGAAGCUGGAAUCGGGCAAGGAGCUGUUCAUCAAGAUCAUCCCGAACAAGGAAGCCGGCACGCUGACGCUUAUCGAUACCGGUAUCGGCAUGACGAAGGCCGACCUUGUGAACAACCUUGGUACGAUUGCCAAGUCGGGCACGAAGGCGUUCAUGGAGGCGCUGCAGGCUGGCGCGGACAUCAGCAUGAUUGGUCAGUUCGGUGUCGGUUUCUAUUCAGCGUACCUGGUCGCUGAUAAGGUGGUGGUGACAUCGAAGAACAACGACGACGAGCAGUACGUUUGGGAAUCGUCGGCUGGCGGGUCGUUCACGGUGCGCUCAGAUUCCGGUGAGCCACUCGGUCGCGGUACGAAGAUCGUGCUACACAUCAAGGAGGAUCAGCUGGAGUACCUGGAGGAGAGCAAGGUGAAGCAGAUUGUGAACAAACAUUCCCAAUUCAUCGGCUACCCGAUUAAGCUGCUCGUGGAGAAGGAGCGCGAGAAGGAGGUGAGCGACGAUGAGGCCGAGGAGGAGAAGAAGGAAGAGGACAAGAAGGACGACGAACCAAAGCUGGAAGACGCCGAGGAAGAGGAUAAGAAGGAAAAGAAGAAGAAGACUGUGAAGGUGAAGUACACCGAGGACGAGGAGCUGAACAAGACGAAGCCCAUCUGGACGCGUAAUGCGGACGAUAUCUCGCAGGAGGAGUAUGGCGAGUUUUACAAAUCCCUGACCAACGACUGGGAAGAUCAUCUGGCGGUGAAGCACUUCUCGGUUGAGGGCCAGCUGGACUUCCGGGCGCUGCUGUUCGUGCCCCGUCGUAUGCCGUUCGAUCUGUUCGAGAACAAGAAGAAGAAGAACAACAUCAAGCUGUACGUGCGCCGUGUGUUCAUCAUGGACAACUGCGAGGAGCUGAUUCCGGAUUACCUGAACUUCAUCAAGGGUGUGGUCGAUUCGGAGGAUCUGCCGCUGAACAUUUCCCGAGAGAUGCUGCAGCAGAACAAGAUCCUGAAGGUGAUCCGCAAGAACCUGGUGAAGAAGUGUGUGGAGUUGUUUGAGGAGCUGGCCGAGGAUAAGGAGAUGUACAAGAAGUUCUACGAUCAGUUCAGUAAGAACCUGAAGCUGGGUGUGCAUGAGGAUAGCCAGAACCGUCAGAAGCUGGCCGAUUUGCUGCGUUUCAACACGUCGGCAUCUGGCGACGAGUUCUGCUCGCUGGCAGAUUACGUUGGCCGCAUGAAAGAGAACCAAACACAAGUUUACUACAUCACGGGUGAGAGUAUCGAUCAGGUGAAGAACUCGGCGUUUGUAGAGCGUGUGAAGAAGCGUGGCUUCGAGGUAAUCUACAUGACUGAACCCAUCGAUGAGUACGUCACUCAGCAGCUGAAGGAGUACAAGGGCAAGCAGCUGGUUUGUGUGACGAAGGAAGGGUUGGAGCUGCCGGAAGAUGAGACUGAAAAGAAGAAGCGCGAAGAGGACAAGACCAAGUUCGAGAACCUGUGCAAGGUGAUGAAGUCAGUGUUGGAGAGCAAGGUGGAGAAGGUGGUGGUAUCGAAUCGAUUGGUAGAUUCGCCCUGCUGUAUCGUAACGUCGCAGUACGGUUGGUCGGCCAACAUGGAACGCAUUAUGAAGGCACAGGCGCUGCGUGACUCAUCUUCCAUGGGCUACAUGGCGGGCAAGAAGCAUAUGGAGAUCAAUCCUGAUCAUGCCAUCGUCGAGACGCUGCGACAGCGAGCGGAUGCGGAUAAGAACGAUAAGGCAGUGAAGGAUCUUGUGAUUUUGUUGUUCGAGACGGCGCUCCUUUCGUCGGGUUUCUCGCUGGACGAACCUGGAAACCACGCAUCCCGUAUCUACCGCAUGAUCAAGCUGGGUCUGGGUAUCGACGACGACGAGCCAAUGGCGGCAGAAGAGAGCAGCAGUGCGGCACCGGCCUCUGGAGACGCUCCACCGCUGGUCGAUGAUUCGGAGGAUUUGUCACACAUGGAGGAAGUCGAUUAA
Anopheles marshallii is the source of this 2148-nucleotide messenger RNA. RefSeq names its product heat shock protein 83. The transcript has a single exon. The record is from RefSeq and is a predicted model, not a curated record. Gene Ontology annotation, cellular component: cytosol; plasma membrane; perinuclear region of cytoplasm. Gene Ontology annotation, biological process: cellular response to heat; protein stabilization; protein folding. Lineage: Eukaryota; Metazoa; Arthropoda; Insecta; Diptera; Culicidae. The coding region runs from base 7 to 2148 and encodes 713 amino acids. Gene Ontology annotation, molecular function: disordered domain specific binding; ATP-dependent protein folding chaperone; ATP binding.